CAUUGUCGGUUAAUGCUGCCUUCAGCGCGGGAACGGUUUGUAGUGCAGUUCGAGUGGGACGGAAGUUUUUGAACACACACAAAAACCAAACAGAUAUGGAUGCUUCGGAGGUCGAGUUCCUUGCGGAGAAAGAGAUGGUGAAGAUAAUACCAAAUUUCAGCCUAGAUAAAGUCUUUUUAAUCGGGGGAGAUCUGGGUCCCUUCAACCCUGGACUACCUAUUGAUGUUCCCGUGUGGCUGGCUCUAAACCUAAAACAGAGACAGAAGUGUAGAAUUAUUCCUCCUGAGUGGAUGGAUGUUGAGAAACUGGAGGAGAUGCGAGACCUUGAGAGAAAAGAGGAUAUGUUUACACCUGUUCCCAGUCCUUACUACAUGGAGCUUACCAAGCUGCUACUAAACCACUACACUCCCACUUUAGGUGUUUCAAAGUGCAAGUUUGUGUAUCACACUGUCUUAAAACUGGACAACCUUACUCUGAUGGAGAUCAACACCAUACGAGCGUUUCUUCUUGAUACUCUCAACUGUAUGUACAAGCUACGGUCCAACUUGCAGUGAGGGGCAGCUCACGGACUACUGGUAAAAAAGCUUGAAGACACACAAGGCUUGCUAAAAAGGGUUGGAUUUAGCAAGACUGGGGUUAAACCUAACAUUAAAGACAGUUUUCUGGAAAAGUGAAGAGAUUUACUCAGCUAUUUAAAUUAUCAUGUUGCUCUCUGGUCUGAUUUGUGUGUAUCUGCUGUUUGCAGUGAGUGUAUCAUUUGUGAAUGUUGUCAUUAGGUUUGAAAAUGUAUGUAUGUGCAUGUAAACAGAGUAUAUACAUGUAUACUUUUUUCCUCACAAUUUUUAAUCAGUCUUAUUCUGAUUUUUGAUCUUGUUGUUGUGUUAGUGAUUAAAAAAGAUGUUUUCUGGUUUAUUAGAAUGAAUGUGGAUUCUGUGAAACAUUGGUAAACUAAACAAUUCCUUCCUAAAAUGUAUUUAGGUGGGGAAAAAACCCCACAUUAAAAGGAAUUCCACUCAA
Molecule: messenger RNA, 1017 nt
Organism: Neolamprologus brichardi
Lineage: Eukaryota; Metazoa; Chordata; Actinopteri; Cichliformes; Cichlidae
Source: RefSeq, a predicted model, not a curated record